Gossypium raimondii (Peruvian cotton) is the source of this 1681-nucleotide messenger RNA. RefSeq lists its product as uncharacterized. Lineage: Eukaryota; Viridiplantae; Streptophyta; Magnoliopsida; Malvales; Malvaceae. The transcript has 6 exons. Gene Ontology annotation, molecular function: chromatin binding. The record is from RefSeq and is a predicted model, not a curated record. Bases 98 to 1330 code for a protein of 410 amino acids.
CCCUGCAAAAUUCCAAUAACCGAACGAAAACGGAGGCAGCUUUUAUAAUUCCACAAAAAAGGACCAAAAAAGCAAAAGCCGUUUUCUCUCGUCAGCAAUGUCACAUUCCGGCGACGAUAGCUUCUCCGACGCGGCGGAGGAAUGCUACAACGCGGAGUUCCGAUCGUAUCCAGAUGACGCCUGGUAUAAUGUUCGAGUAUUGUUUGCAGGCAAUUCAGGUGACAAAAUGAGAGUCAAGUACGACAACUUCUCUGAUGAUUACGACAACAUUUUUAUCGCCGAUAGUUUCAAGUCCGCUUACGAGGUUUACGAUUUCAUCGGAAGGUUCCGUAAGGCCUCCGCUCAGCUCCAGGAUCCGGACUGUUCCAUGGUCGUGAAAGGCAUGCGCGUCUGUUCUUCUGAUUCUUUUGGAAAUGACGACGUUCGCUUUUACGACGCUAUCAUUGAUGAGGUGUUGCAUAAGAAGCAUUCUUAUGUAAAUGGACAAGAAGAGUGUGAGUGCACCUUCCUAAUCUCUUGGCUACACGGUCCUAAUGUUGGGAACAUAACAGACAAGGGGGUUGCAAAUAUAUGCCUUCUCCAGGGUUCUGAGAUACCGCCAAAACUUGCAUCUUUCAUUGAGAUAGCAUUGCAGAAAAUAGAUAAGGCCUUAUGUAAAUCUGUUUCUGGCACUAGCAAUGAUCUUGUUGCUCCACAUAAGGAUAACAAGGGUAGCCCAAUUGUCAAGUGGAAGCCAAGUUCAUCGGAGUGUAUAAGACAAAGGAAGUGUGCUCCGCGGCCUUUGAGUGCGGUGUGGCCAUUAGGAGGAAUAGAAUUUGGUUGUGCAAGUAAACAAGAAGAAACUGAUCUAGGAGGGGAUAAAAACCUUCACAAAAUACUAGUUCAGAAUCUUGAAAAGGAAUUGUCCUCAUCAACAGUUUCCGAGUUCAUCCAUAAACAAACUUCCAUCACUACACGAGUAUAUAUUUUCCCGAGUCUACCAUGGGAGCCAUACACCAAUGGUGUCAUUAUGAUGAAUUGCCAAAAAGACCUUGAACGGUUGCUUGGGUUUUUGCAGAAUCCUAAUCAUUUCAUUGCAUCCUUGAAUGGGCGACCAUGGGUGGCCACUGAAAAAUUGUUAACCAAUGAUCAUUGGACCUUAAUGCUCAGCUCUCCGAACAAAUUACUCAACAGAAAAGUUGCUGGAUUCAACAAUGAAUUGAAGGUUGUUUGUUAUGGGACAAAGGAAUACAAUAAAGCAAAGGAGUUAAGGGAUUUAUUUUUGCAGUUUAUUGAACACCAACGCGGACUUUACAAGAAGCUAAGAAUGGAAGAGAGAAAUAUCUCAUAGCCUUCUCUAGCAGUCAACAGGGCUGACACCGAGAUGGACAUAAGAGGAUUCCCAGGCGGAGAGCAGAUAUUCUUGCACAGUAGAGGUCAAACUCGGGUCGACGCAUCAGCGGUUGUAAUUAUUAAUGAGUUGUUUAAUAACGGAAAUCGUUGCCACCUUGAAAGGAGUAUUACUUUUACUACAUCGCAAUAGCCGCUACCUGUCUAAGAGUCCUCCUGCGUUCACAACGGUGCUGACCUUUGGAUAAGAAGGAAGGUUAAAGAUACCAUCUACGUGGAAAUAGAAAAAAAUUAUGUCGAUUAUAACAGAAAGUCCCACAGUUUUUCCUUAUAAUUAUACGUUUAAACUUGU